Paramecium octaurelia is the source of this 1623-nucleotide messenger RNA. Lineage: Eukaryota; Ciliophora; Oligohymenophorea; Peniculida; Parameciidae. The record is from the annotation of a GenBank genome assembly.
AUGUAAUAGAAUUCGAUAACAAAACUAAACCAUAAUAAUGGGUGGGCUUAUGUCCUAAGAAACAAGUAAUCCAUAGACCAGAACUUGGAUAGAUAUGAAGCGGAAAUGGAGGGCAAAACCCUUAGAUUUUAAUGUGAUGUUCUUAAAUAAUACACCGAUCAAUUCAUGAGGUGUCUGGACGAGUUAAUCCAAUACCCGUAAGAAAACAUAAUAAAUUAUCACGACUUCUUUAUUGACCAAUAAACUAAACAUUUAUAUGUGAUUUAGGAAUAUGUCGAAUAGGAAUCCUACCUUAAUUAAUAAUUGAAGUAUAAGUAACCUGACGACGUUCAAAAACAAAAGAUUUGUGAGGAUGUUGCCAAGGGAAUAUAUUAUCUCCACUUACUCAGUUACAGACACAGGAACAUAAAUCCUGAAAACAUAUGUUUUGUAAAUGGAUAGUAUAAAAUAACUAAUUUAAAUUAAGUUGUGCAUUUUAUAAUGAAAGAGAAAUUAGAUCCAGUAGGAGAUAGUUCUUAUUGGAAUCAAGACUUAAUGUAAGGCAAAGUGUAUGAUCAAACUAUUGAUAUCUUUGCUUAUGCUUGUGUAGUCUUUGAAGUCUACACAUAACAGAGGUUGUUCACUCGAAACUAACCAGACAGGACACGCAUCCCAAUGGAAAAAGCGCAAGAAUUAUCAAAACUACCAAAAAAACUAAGCCAAUUCAUUAUUUAAGUCAUUGCAGAGGGAAAACCAGAAUUAGAAAAUAUGAUAGAUUAGAAGUAAAAAGAGGACUUAAUAAAUAAAAAGUGCUAAGCAUCUACAAUAGGGGUCAAGCCGCAAUAAAAUAAAUUUAUCAAAACAAGUCCUUCUUUGAGUUUUGAUCAAAAGGAUGCACCUAAGUUCAGUAAUCCACCUUAAUCUGGACCCUCAUUUUAACCUAUAACAGCUUAAAUGCGUGUACCCACUACCAUAAUGAAUAUUCAACAAGUAAUUCCACAAACAACACAAUAAUUUAACGCACUACCCAAAUUCACAAUUCAAAACAAACCACCAGACUCUUUUUCUUCACCAAAUCAACCCUCGUAAUCACAAUUCUAAUUUUAAUAACCUCAAAAACCCUAAUCAGUCCCUUUCCACUUGUUUCCAUAGCAAAAUUCAUAAGAUAAACAGAAUUAAGGAAUCCCCAAACCAUUCACAACCAUAUAGAAUAAAUUUAAUAAUUUUCCCACUUCAAACAAUGAUUUGUCUUCGGCGACUCAAAAUUUUAAUCAACCAAUAAUUCAGCAGCCACCCUAGCCAUUUAAUUAAACUGCUCCAGCUUUAAAUUUUGAUGCUUCCUAAAGUCUACAUAGGAAAAGGGAUUCUCUAGGCAAUCCAUUCACACUGGAGAAUACUUACACUUGCACUUAAAAAAUAGACGAAGAUAUCUUUAAAUGUUAGAUAGAUACUUCAAAAGAAGAAAGAGAGAAGGAAAGUCAAAGGCAGGCUAAAGAAAUCAGCAAUAUAUCAAAGUUGGUGCGACAAGAUUAGUUGGAAAGAACUGUAAAAGAAUAUUUUGAAAUAAAAAAACAAAAUCCCAAUUGGGCACCCUAUUAAAUUUUGGCAGAAAUUAUUGAUAAAAUGGUGAGAGAUAAAUUGUGA